Molecule: messenger RNA, 294 nt
Organism: Staurois parvus
Lineage: Eukaryota; Metazoa; Chordata; Amphibia; Anura; Ranidae
Source: the annotation of a GenBank genome assembly
AUGGUCAGAGACUGCAGACAUACUACUGGAGAUAGUCAGAGAUUGCAGACAUGGUACAGGAGAUGGUCAGAGACUGCAGACAUAGUACAGGAGACAGUCAGAGAUUGCAGACAUAAUAGGAGAUGGUUAGAGGCUGUAGACAUACUACAGGAGACGGUUAGAGACUGCAGACAUAAUACAGGAGACGGUAAGAGACUACAGACAUGGUACUGGAUACAGUCAGGGACUGCAUACAUGGUACAGGAGAUGGUCAGAGACUGCAGACAUAGUACAGGAGACAGUCAGAGACUGCAG